AGUGACAGAAGGCUCAAUAGUGUUCAUGUAAUGAAAUUUUUCUGAGGCCAGAAUUUUGAUUGGUUUAAGACUACGGAAGGUCUUAAGGGGCAUGGGUCAUGAAGGAAAUAUUGUUACAGACAUGAGGACAGCAGAAGAUUAGCUGCUAGCUAAUAAACACACUUUUCAAAUGUGUGUCUGGGAACUGAAGGAAAUUAUGAAUGAUUAGCACUAAAAUUACAAAAAAAAACUGCAACAACUGUGUAAUGUAUAUGGGUUAGGUUUUGUGUGUGUAUUGUGUGUGCGUGCAUGCUUGUGUGUGUACACAUGUUUUUGUAUUGUGAGUGUGAGUGUGUGUGUGUAUGUGCAUCAUCUCCUUCCCUCUUUCUCUCCUACUUAGUUCCACACAACAUUUUGUUCAGCAAAGAGGCAUCUCAGGCAAAGCAUAAGAGUGUGUGCGUGAGAGAGAGAGAGAAAGAGAGAGAGAGAGAGAGAGAGAGAGAGCGGCCAGUAUAAUAUUUUCUCGUCACUGAAUCCAAGACAGACAACACAUCCUUUGGAGGAGGGAAGGACAAGAAGAAAUAGAGAAAGUGACAGAUCAAUGGAGGAAGGGAAUCAUAACGCUGUCCUGCAGACUGAGGGGUAACAGACAGAUCUCCACCUGCCUGCUGCACACUUCCACAGUCCAGCUCGCCGUCCCGCUGCCACAGGAAAGAGCGCAGCAGUGUCCUCCAGUCACCCGGGGAGGGAAUGCAGACGCCGGCCUCCAUGGUGACGGGGAUCGUGUGCGCCCCCUUGGGGCUGGUGCUGGUGUUCACGGCGGCCAUCACACCGCAGUGGCGGGAAGGGCGGGCGCGGCUGGGCGUGGCCAGGGCCGGCGGGGCGGAGGCCACGCUGCUGCGCUCGGACGGGCUGUGGGAGAGCUGCCUGCAGGUGGUGGAGUCGGAGCUGAAGCAGUGCUGGCCGGCCGCGGGGGCCUACCAGCGGGACGGGCGGGUGCGCUGGGCGCGGGGCCUGACGCUGGGCUCCCUCUCGCUGUGCGGCCUGGGCAUCGCGCUGGCCAGCCUCGGGGUGCGCUGCUGGACCGACUUCCCGCUGCGCAACGUGGCAGGGGCCAGCGGGGUCCUGAUCGGCCUCUCCGGCCUGCUCAGCCUGGCCGCCCUGGCCCUGUACGCCCACAACCUGCGGGCGCUGGGCCUGGGGGCGGAGCCUCCUCCCGCCCCGCCCCCGCACGCCUACAUCUCCGCCCUGCUCCAGCUCUCCCUCCGCCCCGCCGGCUCGCUCUAUUUCGGCUGGGUCGGGGGGUGCGUCCAGGUGCUGGGCGGGGCCGCCCUGGUCCUCAGCUUCAAACGCCCCUGCUGCUCCUCCUGCGCGCGUCCGGCGGCGUCCCCCGAGGACGUGGAGGCCUACGAGAUCAACUGCUGAACAGCGGACGGCCUGCCGGACCAGACCGCAUCUCUUUAACAUGGCCACACCCCCAGCUGAUGUUUCUGGGAGGUUUCUGCCGAAGUGCAACAUUCGAUCACGCAUGGCGGCGGCGGCGGCGUCUGAGGUAUUCUGAGCGGGCAAUCGCACCGCCCCCUGUUGGCUCAAGCCAGAGUCAACUGACUUUUUUUGCGAGGGACUGGACCGCGGGCUUGUCCUGAGAAAAGAAUUAACCUUGUGCAAACUCUGCCUCCCAUUUUGCCUUAAAGUUGGGACCAUUUUCAAACUAAAAGCUUAAAAACUGUCCUACUUUUUAAUAUACCUCACAUUAUUGGUUGGGUGGUCAUUUUAAAAUAUUUUGUACAGGUUUAAUACAGAGUUUUUAUCUUUGGACCGCUAAGGAGUGGCUCAUCUCCUGUAAUAUAUAUAUAUACACUGCCACUGUACCUUUGAGCAUUGCUUCAGUGAAAUACGUAUUUUUAUGAAAGGUUGAUAUGUAACGAUUAUGUAAGCAUUUAUUGUGUAAAUUGCUCUCGCUGAAAGUGACUGCUGAAAUUAAAACGUCAGAGGGCGCCUGGGUGGCCUGUCCUGCUUAAAGAGUUAUUGUUAGCGUAAUGACCGAUUCCACAGUGUGGCUGAAAACCCCUGUAGCACAACAGACAAUUGCCCGUAGCAUUGCCGAUCUAGGAAAGCUUGUAGUCGGCAAGAUUUCUCUCAACUCAAUCUCAUUCUCAACUUCACCUCAUUCUUGUCUCAACCUCAUCUCAACGCAACCUAAUCUCAUUCUCAACUCAACCUAAUCUCAUUCAUAACUCAAUCUCAUUUUAUUCUCAUCUCAACCUAAUCUCAUUCUCAACACAACCUAAUCUCAUUCUCAACUCAAUCUCAUCUCAUUCUCAACUCAAUCUCAUCUCAUUCUCAACUCAGCCUACUCUCAUGCUCAAUCACAUCUCAUUCUCAACUCGAACCUCAUCUCAUCCCAUUCUCAGUCUCAUCUCAAUCACAUCUCUUUCUCAUCUGAAACACCUCAUUUAAAUUUAAAUUAAAAUUUGUUUGGAAAUACUUCGUAAACACAAACUUUGACUGUUCCUCUAUUGCGCGUGCCGAACAUUGGUCCGAAGAGACAGGAUUUUAAAUGGAUAAACGACUUAUCCAGAUAGUUCACUUUGGUUCACAAUUAUUUUGUGUAUUUUGUACAUGAUGUGAAAGUAUACAGUAUUGCAUUUGUUUAAUUUAGGCUGUCUGUAGUUUGAGUUGUGACACGGGGUUGUGACCUAUGGGGUGUGGGCUGUCAUUUCAUUGGUGUGUUCCCAGUAAAAGACAAGCUGAAUUUUA
This is a messenger RNA of Anguilla rostrata (American eel), 2739 nucleotides long. RefSeq names its product claudin 23-like (gene cldn23l). Gene Ontology annotation, molecular function: structural molecule activity. Gene Ontology annotation, biological process: bicellular tight junction assembly; cell adhesion. NCBI's taxonomy places the organism in Eukaryota, Metazoa, Chordata, Actinopteri, Anguilliformes, Anguillidae. The transcript is spliced from 3 exons. The record is from RefSeq and is a predicted model, not a curated record. Gene Ontology annotation, cellular component: plasma membrane; bicellular tight junction. The coding region runs from base 730 to 1404 and encodes 224 amino acids.